This is a messenger RNA of Penicillium argentinense, 1902 nucleotides long. RefSeq names its product serine/threonine-protein kinase. Lineage: Eukaryota; Fungi; Ascomycota; Eurotiomycetes; Eurotiales; Aspergillaceae. Gene Ontology annotation, molecular function: ATP binding; protein serine/threonine kinase activity. Gene Ontology annotation, biological process: protein phosphorylation; mitotic DNA damage checkpoint signaling. The transcript is spliced from 4 exons. The coding region runs from base 1 to 1902 and encodes 633 amino acids. Gene Ontology annotation, cellular component: nucleus. The record is from RefSeq and is a predicted model, not a curated record.
AUGAGCACGAUACAGAACAUCAAGAACUUCAUUCGGCAUGGGAAACAGGCUCGCCUUGUAACUCCUCAUUCCGAACCGACCACCGACGUGUCGACUAUCCACGCCGAACAACAACCGCAACCCCAGGGUCAAUUUUCCCCCGCGCUCGAAGCCUUUGAAACCGGUGACUAUCGCACGAACGCGCAAUCAACACAGAAGCCCGUCGAGUCUAACGCUCGCCGCGAUCGCUCCGUCGAAAUCGAACGCAUUGUCGCCGAGGAAAAAGAAGCCCAGUCCAAGAUGCCCAAGUACCCCGGCCUCGAGCGAUGGAUUUUGCUCGAGAAGAUGGGCGACGGCGCCUUCAGCAACGUCUAUCGCGCCAAGGAUUCAACAGGCCAAUUCCCAGAGGUCGCGAUCAAGGUCGUGCGCAAAUUUGAAAUGAACAGCAAUCAGACCGACCCUCUUCAUCCAAGCGUCAAAAAGGUUCCAAAAGCUGCGGAGCGAGCCAACAUCCUCAAGGAAGUCCAAAUUAUGCGCAAUCUAGACCACCCCAACAUCGUUAAACUCAUCGAUUUUUCGGAGUCCCGGCAAUACUACUACAUCAUCCUUGAGCUCUGCCCCGGAGGCGAGCUAUUCCACCAAAUUGUGCGGUUGACAUACUUCAGUGAAGAUCUUAGUCGUCACGUGAUUUUGCAAGUGGCCAAGGCGAUUGAAUAUCUACACGAGACGUCAGGCGUUGUGCAUCGUGAUAUCAAGCCCGAAAAUCUCCUCUUCUAUCCAUGCCCAUUCAUUCCAAGCAAACACCCCAAGCCCAAGCAGCCGGGCGAUGAAGAUAAAGAGGAUGAAGGAGAGUUCACUUCGGGCAUUGGUUCUGGCGGUAUUGGCAAGAUCAAGAUCGCCGAUUUCGGUCUCUCAAAGGUGAUCUGGGACAGCCAAACUAUGACGCCAUGCGGCACUGUGGGCUAUACCGCACCCGAGAUUGUCAAGGACGAGCGCUAUUCGAAGAGUGUGGACAUGUGGGCCAUGGGUUGCGUUCUGUACACCCUUCUGUGCGGUUUCCCUCCAUUCUACGAUGAGAGUAUCCAAGUCCUCACAGAGAAGGUGGCACGUGGUCAAUAUACCUUCCUGUCGCCGUGGUGGGACGACAUCUCUAAGUCGGCCCAGGACCUCAUAUCACACCUGUUGACUGUCGACCCGGAGAAGCGAUAUACGAUCAAGGAAUUCCUUGCCCACCCAUGGAUUCGCCAAACCGAUGAAGAAACCACUGCGGCCGCCGAUGCCCCGCCUCUGGCGACACCUCUCGGUCCUGUCCGCCAGAAGGGCCCGCAACUCGACCCUAUCGGCGCCGAUCAAGCUCCCUACCAACCCAGCAGCUCUCGUAUACUGGACGUUCCUUCCACUGCCUCGGAGCGUCGGAUGGACUUUCGCUCUCCCGGAGCCUUCAACCUGCGAGAGGUCUUCGAUGUUGGCUACGCAGUUCACCGAGAAGAAGAAGAGGGCAAACGCCGCCGAAACCACCGCCAACAGGCGGCCCGUAGUGGCAACCCUGUCGCUGGAUUCCAAUCCGCUCUUGGUUCCCUGAAUGAGGACUACGAUGACGAACCCGAUUACCGUAGCCGCCUUGAGUCUACUACCGAUCAGCCGCCUCUCAAGGUGGCGAAGGCCGGUUCGGGUGGCGAGAUGGCAGGCAUGGAAGCCAAGCUUCGUUCCACUAACCUCGGCGCCCAGAGCAGCGCCGCCCAAGCACGUGAGGCUCAUCGCCAGCCCCCUAAACAAGGGUACGGCCAGCAUGAUGCGAAUGUCGCGGCCGCUGCUAAGAGCAGCAUAGGCCGCAAGGCAGCGCAGCCAUUCGAGCUCAGCUUGGAUGGUUCCACGUUGCUCGAGAAGCGUGGCCGCCGCAACCAAGGGCAGCCCGUCGCCUGA